Anolis carolinensis (green anole) is the source of this 6076-nucleotide messenger RNA. RefSeq names its product toll like receptor 2 (gene tlr2). The record is from RefSeq and is a predicted model, not a curated record. Lineage: Eukaryota; Metazoa; Chordata; Lepidosauria; Squamata; Anolidae. Gene Ontology annotation, cellular component: plasma membrane. Gene Ontology annotation, biological process: toll-like receptor signaling pathway; inflammatory response; immune response. The transcript is spliced from 2 exons. Gene Ontology annotation, molecular function: triacyl lipopeptide binding; protein binding; transmembrane signaling receptor activity. Bases 2581 to 4905 code for a protein of 774 amino acids.
GAGGGGGGGUGGAAAAGUUUGUUGCCAAUAGGUAGUUUGUGAGGGGAUCUGGCCUUCCAUUUUAGUGCCUUUUCCCCACCUUGGUCCUCCUCAGAAGCGGCAGUUUUUGGAAGAUGGUAGCAGUGUCUGUGGCGGGAAACGGAUUGCACCGUUGAAGGGAGGGGUGGGGGUUGUGCUUCCUGCACUCGUGCUGGCCUUCGUCGCAGGCGCAGAUGGAGCGUUCCAGUUUUUGGGGUUUUUUAGGCCCCAUGGAGGUUGGGGAUGUCUAGUUUUGUUGUAUGAACCGAGAGACGUGGAUGAUGGGUUCUGUUGUCAAAUUUUGCGGUUGGGGGGGCCUUUAGUUUUGUUGUUUUGCCCGGGGGAGCGAUGCCAUUCUCUUUUUUUAUAUAUAGAUAGGUCUCUUUGCUGGCUGGCCUACAUAGUACUGAAACACCUGCCCUUGACAGGAUAUGGAUGUUGUGAAACUGCCCAAUUCUAAUCUUUGCAGAUGUAAAUCCACAUUGGAAAGUGAAAGUCAAUAAGAACUUCAUCCCAUAGGUUUAGGGCUCUGUUUCUAUGUGCUGCAGAAACAGAGCCUUAUGGAAGUCCCAUAGAGGUCAUCACAUAACAUAUGGGCACUUGGGGUAGGAAUCUGUGGGGCUCUGUUUCUGCAGUGCAUGGAAACGGAACCCUAAACCUGUCUUUAGGAAUCUGGUGUUACCCAAUUCCAAAUGCUGAAAAGCAGUGGAAAGAUUGGGAAAAGUCUGGCAUCAACGUGGUAAGGAUGUGGGAUGACUGGUCAUCCCAGAAAAUGGGAAAGGAUGGGAAGGAACAGGGUAAGACAGUUCCUUCUGCUUUCCCCACUUUCUCCUGACUUAUUCGAUAAAGUCCUAAGAGGAUUCCAGACAUUCUGAAUAAUUUAUCAUGAUUUCUAGUAGUUAGGAGAUGUGGCCCCCCGAUUGUGGAAUUCUCUGCCCGCGGAGAUUAGGCAAGCCCCCACACUAGCAGCCUUCAAGAAAGACUUGAAAACAUGGCUCUUUCGCUGCGCUUUUGGAGAGUAACCAUUUUAUAUUUCUUUUCCGUUGCUCCCCCUAAUAUCUAUCCUCCAGAAUACCCCACUCCCUUAUGACCCUGUUCGCUGUGGUUUUUAUUUUUAUGUCUUUCUCACCCCGAGUUUUAACUUAAUGUUCAUGUGGUCUGCCCUUGUUUUUAUUGUCUCCUUGUUUUAUUUUGUAAUGGAUAUUAUUUACUGUAUUGUUUAUUGUAUUGUGUUGUGCUGUUCUUUUAUAUGCUGUUUACAUUGUAUUGUUUUGGGCGUGGCCCCAUGUAAGCCGCCCCGAGUCCCCAUUGGGGAGAUGGUGGCGGGGUAUAAAUAAAGUAUUAUUAUUAUUAUUAUUAGGUGGAUUUGUAACUUUGAUGAUUCAUAUUUAUGGUUGCCAAUGACUGCAGUGAACAUUUCCAACCAGGAAGACUCCCAGACAAAGGGUUUCUCAAGCAAGCACUUGAUAUCUGCUGGGGUUUGGUUUCAGGACCCCCUGUGAAUAUCAAAAUCAGUGGAUGUUCAAGUCCCAUUAUAUACAAUGGCAUAAUAAAAUAGUAACCCUUACUCAAGGAGGAAAAAGCUGUGUUUGUUUUGGGUUUUUUUUCCCUUUGGUGGGGCAAUAUUUUUGAGCCCUGUUGGGUUCAAUCUGUGGAUGCAAAAUGCAUGCACAUGGAGGGCUGCCUGUACUUCAAAUGGUGGUACUGCUAUGAUUUCACAAUUGCAAGGUGGCUUGAUUGAAGCACAGGAUCUUAAGGGAGCUUUCCAACUAUUUGUUCUAAAGAGACCUUGGGACUAGAAGGUAAAAUUUCUCAUCACCCCAAACUGCCUUGUAAAACCUUUAGAUGGAGUGUUAUAUGUAGUCAUAGCAUAUAUGAUGACCAGGAUCCUGGCUUAUAUCUUCAAUAUGUCAAUGGUGCAUGCCAAGCCAUUUAUGACCUUCAAGAGGUGGGAAAAUGUAGAAGAUUAGGAGGCUUCAUUAAAUCUUCAGGGGAUUUUGGAAGCCCAGUUGAUCAAUUUUGCCCCAAUUGAUCUAGUGGCUAUGGGGACAUGUUUAUGGGGGCCAUGCUAUCCAGAAGGUAUCCUGGAAUAUUUAAAGAAAAAAACAUAUUUUUGAAAUAUUUGCAGAAUUUAAUUUUGACUUAGGCGGUGUUCUACGGGGUUCCAAAUAUGUUCUCCAGAACAUUUUAGAGGACUGUUUGGGGAGUAUGAGAACAACUUUUGGGUCUCCUGGAAACAACAAAAAGUCACUGGGAGGCUGCAUGUGGAUCACAGAUCAUACUCUGAACACCCUGCUCCAAAGUAACCAUUUUAUUUUCAAUCUUUGAUGUAUACAAACAUUGCAUGUCUUCAAUUUUUGGGAAAAAAAAUCAUUUGUUUCCCCAAACCACGGGUAAUUUUCUUUUGUUUUUCCUGUGACUUCAACAUUUCCAGAACUUUCACAUUUCUCACAACAGGUGCAUCCUAUGAAAUCUGGCAGUUCGGUGAAGUAGUAGAUCCUCUGGCAGAGAGUUCUAAGUGGCUCAUAAAACUACAAAUCUCAAAAUUCCUAGGAUAUAAUCAUGAUUUUCAUCUGGAAGCUUUGGUUCAUCUCUGUUGCUGCAGCUGUAAGCCUUUCUGCCCAAGAUAACUGUCUGUUUGAGGCAGCCUCUCAUUUUUGGAACUGUUCUUCAAAGGCUUUCAAUGUGGUUCCACCUGAUUUAACAGACAACGUCUUGAGGUUAGAUCUGUCCUUCAACAGGAUUGACCAAGUGAGAAAAGCAGACCUGAUGUCUGCAGUCAAUCUCCAAAUGCUUUUGCUGCAGUCCAAUCUAAUCCAAACAAUAGAGGAGGACGCUUUUCACACUCUUAUCAAGCUGGAGCAUUUGGAUUUAUCAAGGAACAAGCUGAUUCAUUUGUUACCCUCUUGGUUUGCAUCCCUUUCUUCCUUGAAGAAGUUGAACAUUAAGGGGAACAACUAUUCAGAACUUGGACAAACACCCUUGUUUUCUGGCCUAAAAAGUUUGAGAUUUCUCUACUUGGGAAAUGGUGAUCGCUUCUCUACUUUACAGAGACAAGACUUGGAAGGGAUUUCUGUUCUGGAAGAGCUGGAGAUAGAAGGACCAUACCUCAAUCAAUAUGAGCCAGGAAGUCUACUAUCAAUAGAUCCCAUAAAUCACCUAAUUUUGAAUGCUCCCUCUGCUACCACUUUGCCUUUGCUUAUAAAUGACAUUAGAAAUUCUGUGAUAUGUCUUGAACUGCAAAAUAUUAAAAAGCUGAGCCCUCCAUACUAUCACUCACUUGACGGAGUCACUGCACAAAAGCUUGUAUUUAGAAAUGUUGAGAUUUCAGAUAGGACUGCUGUACAUUUGUCAGCCAUCCUGGCUUCUAUGAGUCAGCUACAUGACCUAGAGUUCACAGAUUGUAGAUUGCAGGGCAUUGGUGACUUCAGUGGUAUUCAGCAGUAUCCACGUACCUUACAAGUAGUAGCGAUCAGGAAUAUGUCUAUUGAAUUGUUUUAUACAUUUACAGGGCUUACUGAUAUAAUGCCUCUGGUUCAGAGUAUUACCAGUCUUACAGUUGAAAAUUCAAAAGCUUUUCUGAUGAUCUGCCCAGUUGCAAAAAGUUUCAACUCAGUGCAAUAUCUUGAUCUCAGUGUAAACCUGUUCCGAGAUGAAGCUUUACUACAGACAUUGUGCACAGGAGCCUGGCCAAAGUUACAGACUUUAAAUUUGAGUCAAAAUUUUCUGAAACAAAUUGAGGUAGUAGCGCAUAGUGCUACACGGGUGAUAAAUCUUUCCAACUUGGAUAUAAGUCAAAAUAGCUUUGGAAACAUGCCAGACUUUUGUAAGUGGCCAAAAAAUCUGAAAUAUUUAAACAUUUCACAUUCUAAAGUAAACAUAGUCACAAGUUGCAUCCCUCAGAGUCUGGAAGUGCUGGACGUUAGCAAUAAUAACCUCCAAGACUUUAGACUCACCCUUCCUCAGCUCCAAGAGCUUUACAUCCAAAACAACAAAUUGACAACCCUUCCACCUCCUGUCCUUUCUCCAAGCAUUAAAGUCGUGAAUAUUAGAGGAAACAAAGUAUUUGGAUUCUCUAAGAAGGAAUUGGAAACUUUUGCAAACUUGGAGAUGUUGGAUGCACGUUACAACAGUUUUCAGUGUACAUGUGAAUUUCUCUCUUUCAUUCAAUCUCAAGCAUUAAAAUCUCACAUCUUUGUGGACUGGCCAAAUAACUAUACUUGUGAUGCUCCAGAUUAUAUAGGAGGAGAGCAAGUGGCAAUUGCCCAACUACACGUGACAGAUUGUCACCAGACUUUAGUGGUUUCUUUAAUUUGUAUCUUGAUACUCCUGAUCAUCUUGGUGACAGCAAUUCUUUGCUACAAGCUUCAUGCCAUCUGGUAUAUGAACAUGAUCUGGGCCUGGCUUCAAGCAAAACGCAACCCCCCCAAACCUCUUGUUAAAGAAACUGACUACGAUGCCUUUGUUUCUUACAGCGAACAGGACUCUGAGUGGGUGGAAAACAUUAUGGUGAGGGAGCUGGAGCAAGCCGAUCCACCGUUCAAACUCUGCCUCCAUAAAAGGGAUUUUCUGCCUGGCAAAUGGAUUGUAGACAACAUUAUUGAUUCCAUUGAGAGGAGUUCUAAAACUCUGUUUGUGUUGUCGCAGCACUUUGUCCAGAGCGAGUGGUGCAAAUACGAACUUGAUUUCUCUCACUUUCGCCUUUUUGACGAGAAUAACGAUUCUGCAAUUUUGAUCCUGCUGGAGCCCAUUCCAGAAGAAACAGUUCCCAGAAGAUUUUGCAAACUGAGGAAACUGAUGAAUACUAAAACCUACCUUGAAUGGCCAAGUGAUGAAGAUCAGAAGAUAAUCUUUUGGUUUAAUUUGAACAUUGCCAUGAAAUCCUAGGAAUUGAUGUUGAAUUCUUGAUGAUAUGGGUGCUUGUUUCACUUUAUGCCUUAGCAUGAAGUUCUCCUGAGGGCAUGCUGUCUGUGCUUUCCCAUCCCUUGGCUAAAUAUACAGUAUUUUCUUUCGACCAUGUGCUAGUGCUGAACAAAUGCUAUGACCUAACAGUAUAGACACACCAAUUUAAGAAGUAUGAUAUACAACUCAACCAGUUAUCUAGUUCCUUUAGCUCUAAGUGCUUUGUAAUAUGCAAUAAUAUUCAAUAUAGACAUUAAAAGACUAACAUUCUAUCAUAGCAGAAGAACAAGCAGAGUUAGAAACACAAUAUAUUUUCAAAAGAGUGCAAUUUAUCUCUUGCAGAGUCUUUAUACUUCAAAAAGAUUGAAGGCUGCUUCAAAAAGUUAGAUCUGAUCUCUCUCUAUAUUUCUGCAAUUGUGUCAUUGAAACAUGUUGCCAUUGUGAAAUAUACUGCUUUGAAAUUAAGUUUUGCUUCCUAACACUAGCUUGGAGUACCUCCAGACAAGCCAGUCAACCCACUAAAUUUUAGGCUAUUGUGAUCCUCAGUUCCAUCACUACAAAAGUCAACAGAUGGUGACAUCAUCUGGUUCUUGCCAAAGUGAGGAAGUUGCAUGGAAAAGAGGAAGGAAGGGCAUAUUUAUAAAAAACAGUUAUGAAACCUGGAGGAUUUCAGAAAGCUGUAGAAACACUUCAAAUACAAGUGAAAUAAAGCCAAAAGCCAAAUAAGUACCAAAUUACUUUAACAUAAUUAAAAACAACGCUAUUCCGCUUUAUGAAACAUUGCUUUGUCUUGAAGACAACUAAUAUCCAAACAUUCUGAGUCACUAAACCUCAAUUCCACAAAUAGAAUGUUUUAGGCACUUUAUAACACUUGGAAUUUAGUAUGUCCUUACUAAUUGCUAUUGCUGCCUUUUAUGAUUACUUGGAAUUUAGUAUUGUCCAUUUUAAAUGGCUGUUGCUGCAUUUUUAUUGAAUAUCUUAUUUAAAUUGAGUUGGGUUUUACAUUUGUAAGUGUUAUGUUUUUGAUAUUGUUACUAAUGGUGAUAUAUUUUACUUGUAUUUUAUGUGUCAUAGCACUAAUAUGUGUUGUUUGUAAGCCACUUCAAGUUCCUUUGGGAGAUGGUGGAGGGAUAUAAAUAAAGUUGUUGUUGUUGUU